Molecule: messenger RNA, 1087 nt
Organism: Drosophila subpulchrella
Lineage: Eukaryota; Metazoa; Arthropoda; Insecta; Diptera; Drosophilidae
Product: phenoloxidase-activating enzyme-like
Exons: 7
Coding region: 122-1087 (321 amino acids)
Biological process (GO): proteolysis
Molecular function (GO): serine-type endopeptidase activity
Source: RefSeq, a predicted model, not a curated record
UUCGUUAGCUCUGUUCGCGUUUUUGCUUUCCCACCAGGGAUUAGCAUAUCUCCUGGAUAGAGCGUGUGAGGGUCAUAUAGAGCUUGGCUUAAAAGUUACCCUAGGCACCGACGCUCGGGGAAUGGACACAGCGUGGAUGGCUAGCUUAUACAAUAGUGAAAACAAAUUUAUAUGCGGCGGAACUCUUAUUACUAAUCUCUUUGUUUUAACAGCAGGGCAUUGCUUAGUUGACAAGUUACGAUUCGUGCGCCUUGGGGAGAAGGAUAGAUCUUGCAAGACUUCGAAUUGUGAAGUCGUAAGAGAGUAUACCGUGAGCCGGGUUAUACCUCAUCCCCGUUUCCGUCCCAAUUUUUUUCCUAUUGUGUAUGAUAUAGGACUUAUUAAGCUAAACGAAACAGUGGAUUAUAAUGAUUCCAUCCGGCCCAUUUGCAUUAUCGUGGAUAGCGCUGUACAUUUUCCGAAUAACAUUCAAGGUAGGGCUUACGGCUGGGGCAAGACGAAUUCUUCCGCACAGGUUUUCAGCGAUAUAAUUAUGAGCAUCACUCUAACUCGGACAAGACAGAAGAAUUGCUCCUACCUGCCUGUUAAAAAUGACCAAUUCUGUGCGGUAUCAUCUAACGGUGGCGAUACAUGUACUGGCGACUCCGGGGGGCCAUUGGCGGCGGAUUACGUGUAUCAGGGGACUAAAAGCUACGUGCAGAUUGGCAUCGUAAGCUUCGGUUCACCAAACUGUAAUAACAAGGGUGUUUACACAAAUGUGGAGAGCUACCAAGACUGGAUUGUUGAAAUGGUGGAAAAAUACAACGAUACCCUAUUAUUUGAGGAGUGCAGCAGCCAAAUGCACGGGGUUUUUGCAGUGCGCCUUUGGGAGGUAUCUCUUCGGAGCACUAUCAAAGGCACCCUGAUCACUGACCGAUUUGUGUUGACUGUCGCAAGAGAUUUGCGAACAGAUGCCACUACAAUAAUCGCUCGUAUAAAAGACUCCUAUGUUAGUGUCCUUAAGAUCGACAAACACCCAGAUUACUCACCUUCAAAACCAAAAAGGAACAAUAUAGCUUUACUUGAACUAGCACAAAAGAACUAUUGA